AUGUCUGCGCCCAUGUAGACAAAACGUCGAACACAUUUCUAAGAUAAUUUACCACACAAUAAGUAAUCAUUUACCAAUGAAAUUGUAAACAUUUGAUUGCACAGACAUAUAUAGUACAUAAUUAACAUACUUGCCCAGUUUUGAAAAUCACCAUGGCGUUUUCUGUGCACGAAAACGUUUUUUCUCUUGAGUAAUCAUGGUAAUAGGGUUUCACAACAAAAUGCAGCCUGUUCGAAGAAUGAUAGCAUUAUGCCAAAGUUCACAAUGCCAGCAUAUGUUGAAAUUGACAUAUAAGCAUGGUACUUGUUCCAGCAUUCAACAGCGGUUCUAUAGCACAGCUGGAGAAUAUAAGUAUAGAAAAUCAGCAUUGUUUGCCAAAAGACAAAGUAAAGUGAAUCAAGAGAAUAUUCCAGUUGAACUUGACAUUGAUAUUGAAGAGAGGCUAAAGGUUAAAGGUCAACUUCUCUCUGAACUGUCAUCUAGGAACAUCCAUGAUGUAGAUAUUGAUCAGUUGGAAAGAGAUUACAAAAAACUAAAAGAAUUGGAAAAAAGAGAAUUGGAAUUAGAAGAACAAAAACGAGAAUGUACCAAGAAAGUAGCAAUCCUUUUUCAAGCUAAGAGAGAUAAUCUGGAAUCUUCAGAUGACAUAGAAAAAGAGCUGAAAAAUGUUGUAGAGAUAGGAAGACAAACUAAGAAAUAUAUCAAAGAUUUAUUUCCUGAAGUGACCAGUACAGCCGAAAGAGUUGCUUUGACCUCACUUAAUUUACCUAACAGACUGCAUGAAAAUACUCCUUUAUCAGAAGACAGAGUUGAAGAAAACGUUGACAAUGAUACAGAUAAAUCACAGUCAUUGUCGCAUAUAGAAAUCGGUGAUUUGUUUGAUUUGAUAAAAUUCAGCAAUAUAGGAAACAGGGCAUUUUAUUUUAAAGACAGUUUGGCUUUACUGGAACAAGCUUUAACAAAUUAUUUUUGUGAAAGAUUACGACAUGAUGUUUAUACACAACUCACAUGUCCAGAAUUUUUUAAACAUCUAAUUGUGGAAGGUUGUGGAAUAGAGUCUGAACAGGUUUUAAAAUUGAAAGAAAGACCAGAGAAUCCUUCAGAUGAUUACUUGGCAGGGGUGUCCAUCAUGUCUUUUAUCGCAUAUGUAGCAAAAAGUAGGAUCAACCUAACAAAUGAACCAAUGAAAUAUUUUUCUUGUGGGCGGAGCUACGCACCAGAAAGAGAGAAUCCUAGUUUAGGACUAUUUCAUGCCACACAGUCAGUAAAGGUUAACACAUUUUCCAUGUGUAGAGACUGGGAAACAUGUGACAACUUGCUUCAGACAGAGAAAAAUAAUUUAUGGAAUAUUUACAAACAAUUUAAUAUUCCAUGUAGACUUGUGACAAUAUCUUCACCAUCAUUACACAGGUCAGAGGAAAUGAGAGUUGAAAUUCAGUUCUGGGCCAAGUCUCUACAAAAAUAUUUAAAAAUAUCCUCCGUCUCCAUGGUGAGUGACUAUAUCAGCAGACGGCUUAUGACGAGGCAUUACAAAGGAACAUUACCUGUUUAUAUGGUUCAUUGUGAGGCUCUAGAUGUUACCAGACUUAUUGCCAUUUUAAUGGAAUAUGGGGCUUUACAACAGGAUUCAUACAGAUUUCCUCAGCUGGAAUUCCUGGACAAAUACUGGAUGCAUCCAAAAUGAAAAAUGACAUUUACUUAAAUAAAAAGUUGUUUUUAGGCUAAAUUAUGUGUGGCUUAUAAAAAAAAGGAAAAUCACAUGAUUAGAUAUAACUCUUCAUUGAUAAAGAACAGAAGAGAGGAAACAAAAAAAUCUGAAUUUUUAAUGAAAAAAACAUUGGCCAGUGGUAGACUUUGUCAGAAUUAUGAAUAAACAUGAUAAAUGGGAUACAUUUGGCAUCAUCACCAGUGUGCCAAUAGGAUACAUUUGGCAUGCAUACGAGGGUGCCAAAAGGAUACAGUUGGCAUGCAUAUGAGGGUGCAAAAAGGAUACAUUAAACAUCAAUGAGCCAGCCCAUAGUCUAACAAGAAGAAACAAAACAGCAUGAAAAUAAUGUUAUUUGCAAGUGAUACCUGUAACUUGGAGAUAUAUCUUUCCUAUGUAGAUGGAUAAGUGCUGCUGGAAUGUUGCUUCUUAAACAAGGAAAACAAAAUGGGAAAAUUCAAGUUGUCUUAUUUUUGUGGUGGAUUAGUUUUUAAUGGACUCUGUAACUAUUGAUUUGCAACUAUUUUGCCUUUUGGCAUUUAAAAAUGCAUAAAGAAUUGUGUUCUGAAUAGAAUUUGUCAGUUAAUGAUCUAUUGUUUGUCUUACAUUUUUCCACUCUUCCAAUAAAAUUUAAACUAACUAACACAUAACUGUAGAAGUGGGUGAACUGCUACUGAAACACACCAAACUUC
Messenger RNA from Mytilus trossulus (common blue mussel), 2397 nucleotides. RefSeq names its product serine--tRNA synthetase-like protein Slimp. NCBI's taxonomy places the organism in Eukaryota, Metazoa, Mollusca, Bivalvia, Mytilida, Mytilidae. The coding region runs from base 197 to 1684 and encodes 495 amino acids. The transcript has 17 exons. Gene Ontology annotation, molecular function: ATP binding; serine-tRNA ligase activity; tRNA binding. The record is from RefSeq and is a predicted model, not a curated record. Gene Ontology annotation, cellular component: mitochondrion. Gene Ontology annotation, biological process: mitochondrial seryl-tRNA aminoacylation.